AAACAAUCUGGAACGCAGGGACUUUUCUCAGCUUGUUUACCCCUCUGCCCCUCCCCCACCAUCGCUGUUUUUAUAUGUACCACACCCAAAGCAAAGACUCGCUCCUGCAGCCAUCCACCACUUAGAUACGCGUGCCCUUACGACUUACCCGACAUAGAGCCAAACCUUGCACCUCUUGCAAUACCCUACCCCCUCAAGUUCACGUUUUUCAUUCUUUGCUCUUCAUCGUCAGAUUCAGGAUUCAAUAUACAAACAUGGCCCCCACCAACAAGGUCUUCUCCCUCGAGGGGAAAGGUCUGAAGCUGGACACGGCCGAGGACCUGGAGCCCCAUAUCGCCGAGCUUCGCGCCAUGGAAGAUGUCGAGGAGGUCCAUCUGCUUGGUAACACACUCGGUGUCGGCGCAUGCAAACUGCUUGGAGAGGUGCUUGCGACCAAGAAAACAUUGCGCGUUGCCAACCUCGCCGAUAUCUUCACCGGUCGCCUCCUCAACGAAAUCCCAGAGGCCCUUUCCUCCCUCCUUACCUCCAUCUUGAACCUCCCCAAGCUCAACACCAUCAACCUCAACGACAACGCUUUUGGCCUCAACACACAAGCGCCACUCGUCGCCUUCCUCGCCGCGCACGUCCCCUUGCAGCACCUUUACCUCAACAACAACGGCCUGGGCCCCCACGCCGGUAUCCUGAUCGCCGAUGCGCUCUCGGAGCUCCACGCAAAGAAGGAGGAGGCGCGCAAGCAAGGACAAGAUGUGCCCGACCUCGAGACAGUCAUCUGCGGUCGCAACCGGUUGGAAAACGGCAGCAUGACCGCCUGGGCCAAGACUUUCAGCCUGCACAACAAGGUCAAGGAAAUCAAGAUGGUUCAGAACGGCAUUCGGCAAGAGGGUAUUUCGCAUCUGCUUAGCGAGGGUCUGCGUCACACUUCGGAGCUCAGAGUGCUGGACCUCCAGGACAACACAUUCACCUUGAAGGGCGCCAAGGCUCUGGCCAAGGUUGCGCCCGGCUGGACUGAGCUUCUCGAGUUGGGCGUCGGCGACUCUCUUCUCAGCGCCAAGGGCAGUGUGCUUUUGGGCGAGUCCCUCGCUCAGGGCAAAAAUAGGAACCUUGAGAUUCUGCGCCUGCAGUACAACGACAUUACCGCCGCUGGUCUCAAGAGCCUUGCCGAGGCUGCGAAGGAGGCUCUCCCCGCGCUCAAGAAGAUUGAGCUCAACGGCAACAAGUUCACCGAGGACGACGAGUCGGUUAUCCUCCUGCAGGAGCUGUUGGAGGAGCGCAAGGAGAAGUUUGGCGGCGACAUUGUCGUUGAGGACGACUGGGGUCUUGACAGCCUGAGCGAUCUCGAGGAGCUGGAUUCUGAUGAGGAGGAAGAAGAGGAGGAAGAGGAAGAGGAGGUUGAGGAGCGGGCCGAGAAGCUCAUCAAGGAGGCCGAGGAGGCUCAGGAGGAGCCAGUCGUCCAGCUCAAGGACAAGGAGGUGGACGAGUUGGCGAGCAAGCUUUCCAAGGCUACGAUCUAGGCCUGGGGGGGUUAUAAACAAAAACAAAAACAAAACAGAAAGAAAUAAAGGAGUAUUGACCUCUAGACGAGGUGCUGUUUUUGCCCAUGAUUUACCACGAUACCCGAAGAGGAGAAGGUUGUUGGUCUUGACAAAUGGGACGCAAUUGGGAUGGUUUGUUACACUAGAAUUGAAGCGUUUGUUCUUGUCUGGCAGUACUGUCUGAGGGUAGAGUUUAGGUAUACAAUACAAACCCCUUUAUUGAAUG
Messenger RNA from Podospora bellae-mahoneyi, 1758 nucleotides. RefSeq names its product Ran GAP Rna1 (gene rna1). The transcript has 2 exons. Gene Ontology annotation, molecular function: GTPase activator activity; small GTPase binding. The record is from RefSeq and is a predicted model, not a curated record. Gene Ontology annotation, biological process: nucleocytoplasmic transport; activation of GTPase activity. Gene Ontology annotation, cellular component: perinuclear region of cytoplasm; nucleus; cytosol. NCBI's taxonomy places the organism in Eukaryota, Fungi, Ascomycota, Sordariomycetes, Sordariales, Podosporaceae. The coding region runs from base 255 to 1511 and encodes 418 amino acids.